Messenger RNA from Lymnaea stagnalis (great pond snail), 24206 nucleotides. The record is from the annotation of a GenBank genome assembly. Lineage: Eukaryota; Metazoa; Mollusca; Gastropoda; Lymnaeidae.
GAACUUCCUGUUUUGAAACGAGCUGAUAAGUUUCGCUUCUGGAAUUCAUUGUUGUUUAUGGUUUUCUUCAUCAGUGAAGAAAGUAAAUCGACACAAAAUGGCCAGUGUGUCGUACCAUAUUGCAAAUUUAUUGGAGAAGGUAUAUUUAUUUACUAACCAUUUUAAAUAAUGAUGAAGACUAAGUUUAUUAUAACUUUAAGAUGAGACCGGCAGCAGAUCUCACUUUAGUUUUUCUACGGCUAUUCCGACACAACACUGACACUACUGACAGACAUUUGCGGCAACACUUGCAGACUGAGCAGUGAGCUUGGUAACAUUGGCGACUUCCACCUUGAUAUUAUGAUGAUUAAAUCUUCAAGCAGUGUGCAUAAUCCAAAACACAGCAGACUAUAUUGCACAAGGAAUUUUUAAAAAUGCAAGUAACACUCUACUGACUGAGUAUAGUAUCAUGUAUGGGCAUCUCAGUUACACUAGGCUACUCAGCCUACAUUUACUUUUCCACUGACCCAAGGAACUGUGCUCUGGCUCUGGCUUAGCAAACUCAAGACGUCUGAGUCAUGUCUAAAAUCUCUGCUUUCUGUCAAAUUCCUGCCCAGCACAUUAUUUAAAUUAUUAGGUUGAAUUUUAGCUAUUGACUAUAAUCAUAUUUAGAUGAAGAAUAAAAUAGCAAAACAAGGUAUGUGCAAGCUUGAAUAAGAUAACUGGACAAAAAACAAGGACGUUUCGGCAUAAAGCCUUCCUCAGCCAACUGUAGAAAUGAAAAUAUAACAAAAAAACAGAGCACAGUUGAAAACUCAAGAAGUAUCCCUAUUUAGUCAGGAGAUUUAUUUAGUUAUAGUCAUAAGUAGUGAUUUAGACUCACAGAUAUUGACGAGUGUGAGACAUCCAACAUCAUCAUUUUUUUCAUAGUCCUCAUUACUAAAUCGUGACUUAUUUGAAAAAUAACUUUUUAGUCAUACUAUUUAUCUUGUGUUUAGGUGUUGCUAAUUUUGUCUUUCAGAUGACUUCUACGGAUAAAGAUUUCCGUUUUAUGGCAACCAAUGAUUUGAUGGCUGAGCUACAGAAAGAUUCAAUUAAACUUGAUGAUGAUAGUGAAAGAAAGGUUACUGCUAUCACUAUAUAAUGACAUAAAUAUUUUCACAGCAAUACAAGUUUUAUAGAAUAUCAUCAAGUUUUAUAGAAUAUCAUUACAAAGGGUUUUUAUAGAAUAUCAUUACAUAGGGUUUAUAUAAAUUAUCCCAUAUAUUUGUUUUACUCAAACAUAACCAUAUGGAUGUCUCAUUAGAUCUUCUUAUCCUGCUUCAAAAUAAAAAAUGAAUCCUAAUUUUUCCAAGUGUUCAGCUCAAUUUAAUUAGUCUCUUUAGAACUUGUAAUAAAUCGUUUCAGUUUUUUUUUAGGUCAGUAUUUUUUUAGGAUGAAAUGUUCUCUUCAGUCAAAUAAUUUCAGUUAUUUCUUAAUGAAAUAUGUGACAUUUCAAAUUUUUAACAGGUGGUCAAAAUGUUGCUAAAGCUACUGGAGGACAAAAAUGGUGAAGUUCAGAAUUUAGCUGUGAAAUGGUAGGUUAAACUUAGUUGUUGCUUGUUUAACAAAUAUGUGUUUUAAUGACUGCCCCACAACAAAUAUUUAAAAUGUUGAUUGUAGCAUACAGAAGUUUGCUCAAAUUAAAGUUAUAGAUUAGCAUCAUUCCAGUCACAUAAUAAAAAGUAUUUUUAUUUGACAGGGUGAUAAACCAUUAAUAGUAAAUUUUCAUCUUCCUAGCCUUGGCCCACUGGUAAGCAAAGUCAAAGAGUUUCAAGUGGAGACAAUUGUGGACACAUUAUGUAGUAACAUGUUGUCUGAUAAAGAACAGCUAAGAGAUAUCUCAAGUAUUGGUAGGUUUAUUUUAAUAGCCUUAGUUUUUUAGAAUUCAAAUGAGUAAAUAAAUGGUGUUCAUAGAUGAGCUAGAAAAGUUACUUUUUAAGAUCAUACAAGAUAUUGGUGUUUCACUCUUCACUUUCAAGUGCAUGUAAUUGCUUAGUAAUUAUUUUUUUUGUUAUCAUUUUUUUUCUAAGGCUUAAAAACAGUUAUUACUGAGUUGCCCCCUUCUUCAACAACUUUGGCAGCCAGUAUUUGUAAGAAAAUAACCACACGCCUUACAAAUGCUAUCUCGAAGGUUAGUUUUAUCUCUUUUCGUUAUGUGACAAGCUUAUGAGUGUUACAUUUUAUGAAAUAUGAAUUUAAUGUCUAAUAAAAUGAACUGUUGUAUACCUUAAAAAAUCAGAUUAUCUAAAAUUUACUCAGUUAAUUGAUAACAAUUCCUUCUCUAUGAAGAUGUCAACAUAACUUAUUUCAAUCAAAACUUUUUAAAUAAUUAAAAUAUUAACAUCAGAGGUUCUUAACUUGUGGUCCACUGAAGCCUUGGGAUCCAUGAAAAUUAUGGGAUGCCUAAGAUACAUUUCUUUAGUAAGUUUAUGCAUUUAAAUGCUUAAUUCUAAGAAGGGGCCUGUCCCUUUCAUCUGAUUGGCAAAAGGUCCAUGGAACAAAAUAGUUAAAGAACCCCUGAUGUAUUUUAUAAUCUAAUCUAUUAAUGUUGUUUAUUUUUGCUCCCCCUUUUUUUUUAACAUCAGAAAAAUUAGGGAAGUUCUCAAUCUGAUAUAAUAAUAUCAAGAAGCUGUCACUGAUUUUUGUCUGAUGUGUUUUGUAUAGAUUUUAAAAACCUGUCUAUAUUUUAACUUUUUAAUUUGUUUUUUCUAGCAAGAAGAUGUAUCUGUGCAACUAGAAGCUUUGGACAUUCUUGGAGAUUUACUCAGCCGAUUUGGUGGUGUGUUUAUGUUAUACAAUAGUUUUAUUUUUUUAUGAGAAUUAAUUUUUUUUAUCAAUUUAUUAGUAACUGGUGGAUGGGACUCGUUAACCUUUGAUGGCAACUCAUCUAAGAGAAGGCAAACUCUAACAUUAAACCUGGAGAUGGAGUCCACAAUGAAAAUUCCGACAACUGCUGCAAUGUGGAACACAUAAGAGCACAGUGAGACACAAGAAACACUGAUCCUUGUCUGUCUCCAGUCGUCUUGACUAAGUCUUGCCAUUUGGAAGAAAUGGGAAAGGACAAGAGAGUGAGGCUGAUGAAUUGAGCAAAUCUCCCUCACUUUAAACAAAAUACAAGUCAAGGCUAUUUAUUGUUCGUCCGUCGAGGGUCGACGAGGACCAUCGAGUCGUCUGGUGACUGAUGACUUGCGCGGGUGACUUUGUUUAAAGUGAGGUAAGAGUUGCGCGGCGUCUACCUCACUCUCUCGUCCGAGCCCACUAUAUCCAGUGGCAGGACUGUACGUCAAGACGACCAGGGAUGGGUUCGGUUGCAGGAAUUGUCAUUGUUUGACACUUACGGGACUCCAGCUCCGGGUUUUGAAUUCAGAGUUUCCUUCUCUUAGAUGAGUUACCGACCAAGGAUAACGAGUCUCAUCCACCCGGGGUGAUGUUUUUUGAUUCACUGGCCUUUGGCUGGACUUUAACACCAGACCACCAACUAGAGGUUUGCUCAGUUUAGACCAUUCGACCACCCAGUCACCCAACAAGUCAAGGCUACUACUCAAGUCAAAGCCUUUGUCAUCUUUGCAUUCAAAGGACGAACAGUAAUAAUGUAUUAGUAUUGUUGAGAUUGUGUUAUGAAUUUUUCACUUGAAACAAGUGUUCAUGGGUAGGUUCUACUAAAUUUAACUUAUUUCAGCAAGAAAUUGCAUUGUAUAAAUUUCUCACACAUCUAAAUUCCUUGUACAUUAAUCUAGUUAAAAUAAUGUCAUGAUUUAUGAAACCCAAUUGCCCAGUUCAAAAAUUAACCUAGUAUAUUGCUAUUACAGGUCUGCUCAUCAGUUUUCACAUUACCAUAAAACAAGCUCUCCUCCCUCAACUGGCUAGUCCAAGGUUGGCAGUCAGAAAGAGGGCCAUAAUUGCUAUAGGUAAGGUAACCUUUAUUUAUUUCAUACAUUUUCUCAAUUAGACACAUUUUGAUUUGAUAUACUCUUUACAUCUUCAUCCAUUUAGAAGGAAGAGGGUCAGUCUUUUAUAAUGUUCCAUAGUAACCUUCAGAGAAUCUUAACUCUACAUUUUACUCCUAUUUAUGUUUGGUAUCUACAUAAAAGGGAUUCACCUAUCACAUUGGGUUUUUAAAUGGUUUUAAACUCUAUGCUUUUUAAAUGUUACAACAAAGUUCUUGGUGCUAAAAGUCCGAGCUUGGUUAUUUGCUGUUUUAUUUCUAAUGAAGUUAUGUUUUUUGUGUUCAUCUUUAAGAAAUGAAAAAUUCUCGUUUGUGAUUAUUUAUAUUCCCGUUAUUUAAAAAGAGAUCAAAUAAUUAAGCAAAGAAAUUGUCCAAUAUAUUGACAGUGUUAAAUUCAAACCCCGGCCGGCAACCCAAAAUCCACAACACAGUCCACUUUCCCUCUGUGGGACAUUCAGGAAAUGCAUUGGGAGCUACAGAAAGCAAAAAAUACUGGGCUUUUUUGUUUUUUUCAAUGCAUCAGGGAAAAUUCUAUCAGAAAAACUUAAGGAUAACUAACUAAUCAUCAGUAUUCCACUGUGUUACGUACUGUUAUCUGUCUGGAGAAAUUAAUCUCUUAUUUAAGUAUAUGGCUCUUUCUUAAACAGUACACAACAAAAGACGAUACCAUAAAUUAAAUACAAUAAGAAAGAAAACGAUACCCAGGCUAGGGCUAAUUACAAUUAAUAAUUUUAUUAAGUUAAUAAUAGAUUAAAAAAUAAAAAAUAAAUAAAAUUAAAGCAGUAUAAUGAUUGGCUUGUACCAGUACAAUGUUGAAGAAGAUAAAAUGUUGCAAAAGGUAAAAUGAUGAACAAAGGAAUCUACACACACACAGCAAAUUUUAGUAAACAAUUCUUUGUCUCAUAUAGCAAAUCUCUUUCAUUAUAGUGAUAGCAAAAAUAUCUCUCUCUUUCUUCCUGUCGCUCAAUCUCUCUAGGCGUAUGUAUAUUGCCUGUUUCAGAGAUAUUUAUAGAACGGGCUUACACACUGUAUUUCUUUCUUGAUUUGUCUCAAUUUUUCUACAAAUUCUAAUAAUACAGGCCAUAGAUUUUAUUUGGUUAUAAACUAGGUCAAGGGAGACUAUUUUUAAUUAGCCACACCCAAACGAGCUGUUGAGACUUGGGGUCAGCUUAAGUUCAUUCACGGGAAAAGAUGGCGUAAAUGCGCUGUCUACAUAACACAAUGCCUUUAGGAAUUGUAAAAAUCUUUCCUUCUAGGCCACUUGGUCAUGAGUUGCAGCACAUCCCUAUUCCAUGAACUCAUCGAGUACCUGUUGACAGAACUCACAAAGAAUGCCUCAACCUCCACUACCCGCACCUACAUCCAGUGUGUUGGGGCCAUCAGGUGAGAGACACGAAGGUGUUGGAUUAUUAUGUCAUAGAAGACUGAAUGCCCUUUAUUUCUUUAAACUUUGCUAAAAAAAGUUCUCAUAUGAUUGUUCUUUACAUUUAUUAAAACUUGAUUAAUCUUAAAGACUAACUAACAUGUCUGUUCAUUGCAUUUCUUAAAACUUGAGGAGAAUGGGAUUCUUGGUGUUCAGGAUCAAGAAUUUUUUUGACAUUAUCCAGAAUAAUAAAAUGUGUAUGUCAAUCACAGUAAAAUACAGUGCAAUGUUUUCCCUCUACUCACAGUCGUCAAGCAGGUGGUCGGUUCGGAGAGUAUCUUGACAAAAUGGUUCCUCUUAUUGUCAAGUUUUGCAAGACUGAUGAUGAUGAGCUGACAGAGUUCUGCCUCCAGGCAUUUGAGUCGUUUGUCAGACGUUGUCCCAAGGAGGUCUCAAAUUUCAUUCCUGAUGUGAGUGUCCCCCGCUCUUAAACUUUAAAAUUUGAUUUGAGCAAUAGAGCUAUAAGAUUUAUUAUUGUUGUUAGCCCAGUGUAAAUAGUAUGUAAAAUAAGCUGUAUAAAUAUAUUACAUGCAUAUAUGAUUUAAACAGUGAUCAUACCAUCCCCUUGGAGCUAUUACAUUUCCUAAUACAAAAUCAGAAACAUAUUUGCAAGCACAUUUGGGUGGUGGUUGGGGAAGGGCAAUAUUUGUUUGUUUAUGGUGGUUGAUUUUUUGUUAAAUAGGUUAGCUGCUGAAAGUGUGUGGUUAGUUGGGGGGACGGACUGAUUCAUUACUGAAUAAUACUGGUAAUGUCGAUGAUGAAUGGAAGGAUAAAUCUCAUUAUUUUAUUACUUCAGAUCAUUGCCAUCUGUCUCAAGUAUGUCUGUCAUGACCCGAACUACAACUACGACGAUGAUGAUGACGAGGAGAUGGACACAGAUAUGCAAGAAGAGGAUGAUGAUGAGUAGGUUUAAAACAUUUUGAUCACUUAAUUUCUUACUACUAAAAUUGUUUGGUAAAUAGAAUAGGAUUCUAUCUUGCAACAUCUGGAUUUUCUUCUUCAAAGCAAUAGUUGAUUCAUUUUAAAAUUCACUGUAAAGAAGAAUUAUACUGUAAACCAAUGAAAAUUGUUGUUUUACUAUAACAGCACAAUAAAUUAAAGAUGAAAUCUUUAGGGGGAACAAAAUUAUUGCUAUUAUAUUGCUGCUUUAGGUUUUCCAAUGUCUAAAUGUCUCUUUUGAUUUGAAUUAUCUCAAGAGAAACAGAAGACGAAUAUAGUGAUGAUGAUGACAUGAGCUGGAAAGUCAGGAGAUCCGCAGCCAAAUGUCUGGAAGCUGUUGUCAGCACACGCCAUGACAUGUUACCAGAGUUUUACAAAACUGUUUCCCCUGCUCUUAUUGCCAGGUUUAAAGGUAAGCUCCAUAAUGGAAUAUAUUUUGUUGACAUUUAUUUAUGGGAAAUUGUACGGUAUCUUAGAAUUAGAUAAAUAUUGGCCAUAUGUUAAAAAAGUAAUCUUAAACUAAGUGUAAACUGCACAUAUUUUGAUUCAUUAUUUUUUUUACUUAAAAAUAGACUUGCUAUUUUUUAAAACAUAUUUUGAGUGAAGAGAAAUGCAUUUUUGUUACUUAGGAAAGAGACAUCACGUUUCACUUCAUUUUAUUCAAGCAAUUCUUUUGUUUCAGAGCGAGAGGAGAAUGUCAAGUCUGAUAUAUUCCAUGCUUACAUAGCUCUUUUGAAACAAACUAGGCCAGUUACUGUUGCAGGUGUGGAGAACAUUGAAGAGGAAGAGGGGUAAGUUCAAGUGCUUGGGUCAACAAGGAAAGGUUGUCAUAGUUUUCAGCUCUGUACAGCUGAAAUGGUGGGUAUCCAAGGUUUUGCAUUAGAACAUUUUAAUACAUGGAGAAUCCUAUCUAUGUUAUACCAAUUAGUGGGAGUUGAAUCAUGGUAUUUGUCACACUCUAAAAAAACACAAAAUAAUUUUUAAAUUAAGUUUUUUAAUCAUGGAAUCAGAAACCCAUCUGUAAUUUCAUUUUUGUUUUGAAAAAAAUCAAACAGUUAAGUUAAAAUCUGAGUAACUAGGACCUUUUUAUGACAUAUUGUCAAAUUUUCCUGUCUUUGUUAGUUUGUCUUCAUGAAAUUAAUGAAUAUGCAUCCUCCUCAUUCAGACCCCUGAACAUGCUGCAGGCACAGAUAUCUGACAUUGUCAAGGCAGUCCAUCGUCAACUUAAAGAGAAAAGCAUCAAGACCAGACAGGGCUGCUUCAGCCUACUGACCGAGUUGGUCCUCGUGUUGCCUGGGGCCCUUGACCAGCACCUGACCAGCCUCAUGCCAGGGAUACAGUACUCUCUGGGAGACAAGAACUCCAGUUCCAACAUGAAAAUUGACACAUUGUCUUUUCUCAAUACAUUGCUAGGCAAUCACAGCCACCUGGUGUUUCAUCCACACAUCAAGGCUUUAGUCCCAGUAAGUGUUAGGGCAGAUAACAGGUUAAUUUUAUCUACAGUUAUCAGUAGUGGAAAAGUUGCCGGAAACCCUUAAAGCUGUCUCAAAAGAGGUAGUUUUUUUAGUAGUUAAAAAAUGUGUAAAAGAAUAGAUGCUUUUUUUUUUUUCAAGUUUUUGAUCUCCAUGAUUGUAAAAGAUUUCAAAUUAUUGGCUGUGUUACAUUACAUAGAAGAAGCAAUUGUAAAUAUAUGGUUAGAAAAUGUAUGCAGUUUCCAAUAUACCGGUACAUGAGUCUUUUUUUUUUGUUGUUGUUGUUAAUAACUCUAGAUCUGUAUUGCAAAGAAUGCUUCUAGGUUUUAGGUAAUUUAAAAUAACAUAUUUUUUAUCCACUCUCAGCCUAUUGUGAAUGCUGUAGGAGAUCCUUUCUACAAGAUAACCUCGGAAGCCCUGCUAGUCACACAGCAGCUAGUUAAAGUCCUCAGACCUUUAGGUAUGAUAGAAAUUACCACCUUUGGCUUCUGAGGGUACAGUCAGGAUCAGAAAUAGUCACCUGCUAUGCUGGUCAAGGACCCCUAUACCACAAUCUUUUAGGUUAAGAACUCAAGCCAGCCAGUAGGUGCAUUAAUAUGAUUCUCAUAAAGUCCAUUGAGUAAUUGAGAAUGUAAAAUUAAUGUGGGUGGUCAUAGUGGUUCCCAAGCCACAGUUAAUGAAUGACCCAAAGUUUGAUCACUCAAAAUUUUAUUUAUUCGGUUCAUAUUUCAUGUCAGUCAAUAUAUUAAACUAAAAUGAGAAAAUGUGAAAUCCAUGAAUGUGAAGUUCAUUGUCAAGACUCACAGAGAAAUACUAAUUCAUUUAAAUUUUUUGAAUUUUUUUUCAACUGUUAAUAUUGAGAUAAUUAGGUGUAGCACAACCCCCUUCCCCCCUCCCCAAUCCAUGAAUGCUUCAGCGUGCUCUGUCAAAGGCUCAUUUAUUUCAUUCUAAUUGCCAGUUAAAUUUAUUUAAUUUAUUUGUAAGCCUCACUGCACAGGCAGCUCUACAUAUCUGACAUGCCACAUCAUUUCAGAACAAAAAUCAAAUUUUGAUUACAAGCCAUAUGUGAAGAGUCUGUAUGCCUGCACCGUCAAACGUCUCAAGGCUGCUGACAUUGAUCAGGAGGUCAAGGAGAGGGCAAUAGCUUGCAUGUGAGUUUCCGUGGGUCACAAGAAAUCUGUUUGUAACUACUUUAACACAUUUUACUGAUUUGUUUCCUAGUUUCCUAAAUAGUAGCUAUGCUAUCUCAGUUCAAAUUACAUUGAUUUUCAUGCUAUCAAGGAUAGCUCAGAUUUUAAUUUUUGUAACUAGAAGUAGUGUUCAAAAUUAAUAUUUUAAUGAAGGUUUUUUUUUAUAAAAGUCACAUCUCCAUGAGCCAAUGUAAAGUUGAAGCACUUACUUCUGCAGGGGUCAGAUAGUGGCCAACUUGGGAGACUGCCUGCAGGCUGAGUUGAAGGAGUGUCUUCCCAUUUUUCUGGAGAGGUUGAAGAAUGAAAUAACCCGACUGACCACAGUCAAAGCGCUCACCCUAAUAGCUCAGUAAGUGCUCACUGUUAUAGCUCAAAAAGUGCUCACCCUUAUAGCUCAGUAAGUGUUCAUUGUUAUAGCUCAAAAAGUGCUCACCCUUAUAGCUCAGUAAGGGCUCACUGUUACAGCUCAAAAAGUGCUUACCAUUAUAGCUCAGUAAGUGCUCACAGUUAAAGCUCAAAAAGUGCUUACCAUUAUAGCUCAGUAACUAAUAACUCAAAAAGCACACUCACCAAUAGCCCAGUAAGUGCUCACUGUUAUAGCUCCAAAAGUGCUUGACUGGCCUUAAUAACUCAAAAUGUACACUUCCUAAAAACCCAGUAAGUGCUCAUUCUCAUACCUCAAAAAGUGCUUACCCUUAUAGCUCACCCUAAUAACUCAAAAAUUGCCCUCCCCAAUAUCCCAGUAAGUGCACUCUCUAGUAGCCCAGUAAGUGCUCACUGUUAUAGCCCAAAAAGUGCACUCCCCAAUAGCUCAAAAAGUGCUUACACUUACCCUAAUAACUCAAAAAAUGCACUCCCCAAACCCCAGUAAGUGCUCUCCCUAAUAGUUCAGUACUUGCCCAGUAAGUGCUCACCCUUAUAGCUCAGUAAAUGCUACAUGUAACAAUGAUUUUCCAAUUUGUUUUUCUCUCUUCUUCAGAUCACCUUUAAAUAUUGAUAUCAGAUUUAUUUUGGUAAGUAGAAGUUACUUGAAAAUGCUGAUCCUUUGACACGACUUAAACUUAAUAUGGUAUACAAAAAGGCAGCCGAUUUUCAAAAUGAAAUAUAUUUACACAAUAUUAUCUUCUCUAGGAGGAAGGCUUCCCUAUCCUGGCAUCUUUCCUGAGAAAGAACCAGAGGGCUCUCAAGCUGAGUACUUUGCAGUGCCUGGAUGUUGUGGUUAAGAACUACGGUAAGGCAGUUUUUUUAAUGGAAAUAUAUCCCUUAAUAAAUGCAGUGAGGUAGCCCUUUUUUUUUUUUUUAACUUCUACCCAAAAAAAAAGUAAAGUAAAUAUAAGUUUGCUUAAACAUACAUUAAACUAAACAUUUUAAAAAAUAACCGUUGGUAAAAUUAUUAAGAUUUUCAUUCAACAUCACUGUUAUGAUAUAUUUUCUGUUUCACAUUUGAGAACAACUUAUUAUUUUUUUAGAACAACAAUUUAAUUUUAUGAAAAAGAUUUAACUUGUAAUAGCAAUGAGGGUGGUGAAAAUAACAAGGAACAAAAAGGAAAUAAAAUAAAUUACCUCAUAAAAAAAAAAAAUAUUCAAGUUAUGUUGUAAUGGUUUGAUUCCUACUAUUAUGAUUUCUAUCUGUCUAAUGAUUUUUAAUUAUGCAUCAUUACUACUAGUGUGUUUGGUCUGGUGUACAAAACCAAACUUACCGACCUUGUUCUUAAUCAGAUAAUAAUUGAUGACUGCAUCAGACCUGUUUACUCUUACGAUUCUUGCAUACAAUGUAUGCUUUUGAGAUGUCCUUUACGAUUGUAUGCUGAGACUUGUCAUAACUAUGAUUUUAUGAGACCGGGGUAAAAAAUAUAUUCUGGUGGUUUGUUACGAUUUAAAAAUAAAUAAAUAAUACUAAAAAGUAUUUAUGUAAAGACAGCUAGGUAAGGGUAACCUAAUUUUCUACAAGCAUUAUGAUUACGUUUAGAAUGAUGCUAAACUAGAUUCAGGUAUACACAAGUGCAUCCCUGCAUUUUAAAUUUAUACAAAAAAUUCUGGGAAGAGGCUCAGCCUCCUCCCAACCCCCACUUUUGGUCAGGUGUAUUAAGCGGACAUCCUCAAUUUCCACACCCACCACAUCUUCAUAUAUCAAAGUGGCUAAUGAUGAGCACCUUUUUGGUUUAAACAGUGCACUGUACAUAAUUAUAUAAACGUCAGUCAUCUACUUUGAGAAGGGACCUUCAUUUGAUGUGCUAUGUACUGUGUGUUGUUUUAUUUACUUUUAAAAUAAGGUAUUUUACGAUUUUUGAUAUGGUUAUGUACUAUUUUGAGUCUGUGCUGUACUAUUUAGGGAGUUCUAGUGUAACCAGGUCUGCCUUAAUUUAUCUGAUUAGGUGGUGCUGUCACUUCCAACAUGCUGUCUGACGUCAUGAAGGAGAUGCCGCCACUUAUCAAUGAGAAUGAUCUGCACAUUUCACAGGUACAAUUUUAUGGCUUUGGGCAUUUUCCCCAGAAGUUGUUGCUUCAGAUUUCUUUCUUAAUGUAUGAGUGGGGUGUUUGUAUGGGCUCAGAUGGACUCAUAUGUUAUUCAAUAGAUCAGUUCAUGGGGGCUUUGUGGUGUAUUUUUGCAUGGGUUAAUUUAAUUGAAAUCACCAAGUAAGUAGCAGCAGUGAGUUUUAUUCAUUUAAUCGUGAACAGUAACUCUCUUAUCUUUUCGUUACAAAAGUAUUAUAUAUGCAAAUUAACCAGAGUCGAUCUUUAUGAUGCACCAAUCUAAAGCACAUUUUGGAUGAUACAUCCCACCCUCUUCACCACAGAUACUUAGGAUUGGCCCUUUCGGGAUGAAUUCUUUCCGUCAGGGCAAGGACUGAAAGAUAUAAAAAUUAUUUUGUUCCCCAAUCUGUACGAAUUUACUAGCGUGCUCCCCCUGAAGUCACAAAUCUUAAUAAGAACUAUAAGGCUAAGAGAAUUCACUAAAUAGCUGGGUUUUUUUUAGUGAAAUAAUUUAUUAUAAAUGUCUUGUGUUCAAAUUGUUUUUUUUAUGUGCUGAUAAUGUACAAUGCAAUCUAAAAACAUUUCCAUUUGUUUGGAUCAAUAAAAGAAUCUUAUCUUAUUUUAUGUACCAUUAGGCUUCAUAUCUGAAGGUCUAACAAUCUAUUUUUUAUUUUUUUAUUUUAAUUUGUAAUAAUAUAAGUAAUGCUCCUGAAAUAGUAAGAAACAUAUUAAAAUAAUGUUUCUACAACAUAAUCAUAUCCUUGAAAUAGAUUUUGGGAAGGAACUUAGUUAUUCAUAUUAAUUGAAAUAACUGAGGCUAGAGUUUUAGUUUUGUUGCUAUAUCUAUUGUUCGUGUCAUUGAGGCAUGAUAAAGAAAUACUUAUAAAAAGUAAAAGUAAGAGAGAUGGCAAUAACCCUCACUUUGAUAUCAAUGGAAAAAGAAUUGAAAGGAGACUGAAAAAAAUUUAGGAUUGGCUGCAAAUCUGUUUGCAAAAUACAGUCGAACCCACUUAUCUCAACCUCGGUUAACUCGCCAACCCUGUUAUGUUGACAUUUUUAAGUGGAACCGCCAAAUUUUCUCUUUGUCUUAGCAUUUUCGCCUGGGUUAUUUUGAUCCUUUUAUGUCGCCAAACCCUGAUAUCUCGAGCUCAAAAGGCAACCAAAUUUGCCACUUAACCUUGGUUAUCUCGAUCCCCAUGACCAAUCGCCGGCUUUUGCACUCCACAACAAGAAAUAGCAAACAACAAAUAAACAAGUUUUUCAUAAUUAAAAAUAAUUAUUUUUAUUUUUCAAAAUACAGGACUAGUGUUUUAGAAUGAACCUAGAAGUAAUUUAAAUAAGUAUGUUUUAAUUCGAGGUUUAAAAGCCCAGUAGAGUCCAUACUAUAAAUAAUCAUAAUUUGCAGUGUGCAAAACGUUGUCAUGGGCAGCCAUUCACGGUCACUUUGCAUAAUGGCUGUGCUGUGGUACUAUGUCAGAGUUUCAUUCAUAAGAGUUUGCCGUGUGAAAAAGCUAUUAAACCAUUGGUCAGGGAAAGCUUUAAUGAAAUAGUCAUGUGCCAAAAUUGAAAGUUCAAAAUAACUAGUCCCUAAAUACUAUUUUAGAAAUAAGGGGAUGCGUUGCCUUAUAUAAGCUAUAUAGUUACUGGCAAGACACGAUCAGCAGAAUAAGGUCACAAAAUGUGGAGGUUUCGUCCAUAGUAGAAAAUACCAAACGAACUCGCACUUAAAAAAUUCGUAGCUCAUUAAGUACUAAAGUUAAAAGUUGAUUCUGGUUUCAUUUUUUUUUUAAAUUUGAAAUUUGCUCUAAAUAACUGUAAUAUUUUUAAAAUUAUUAUUUUGUUUUACUGAAGUACCUGCCUUUAUUAACGCACAUCAUGUACAUAAAGAAAUUUCAAGCACAUAUUAAUAUAUCCCCGCCAUAUUGGUUUUUGUUUAUCGCGAUCAUCUGUGUAAAGGGUUAAAAAUACAUUUUAAUUUACAUUUUAAGAGACAAAAACUUAAUAAAGAUGCAGACAUAAAUCUUCAUGUGCACAGUUGUCAGAAUGUUUAAAUCUCUUCACCUGUUGUUUUGUUGUAAUUUCCAGCUGACCUUGAACUUGCUGACCACAAUCUCCAGAAGUCAUAAGCAGUCCAUCUCCAACAUUCAGACUGAGAUUCUGCCUCAGAUUUUAAUCCUUGUCCAGUCACCACUUCUUCAGGGAGGGGCCCUUAAUGCUGUGCUAGAGUUUUUCCGCGCUCUAAUCGCACUGAACCUACCUAAACUUGGUUUCAGGGAUCUUUUGCAGGUAACAUCCCUAAGCCAUUAUAAUACCCAAUUAUUAUUUUUUUAGGAUGUUAUAGAGGCUACAUUGACCCUAUCUUAUUAAAGAAAUGCUCCCCUAUUUUUUAAAGGAAUUUUAGUCGAAGUCUGAGAUAUUCUUAUCUGGACUCAAGUACUAACGUCUUCAAUUUAAGUGGAAGCUUUAGAAUAGAAAAUUUACAAAAUAUAUUCAUUUAUAUCCAUAACACACACACAAAAACAUUCUGGUAUAACCAACUUCUAAUGUCAGAGUUGUAACAUUUUGUUCAGGAUUGAAGCCUCACAUUCACAUAAGUGGGAUAUAAUUUAGUGUAUGUUCCAGUUAAAAUGUCUUGAUGAAAGCUGUGAGAAAAGUUUUAUUGUGUUUUUUUUAAUAAUUUUAUUUAAAUAAGCUUCGAAGACUCAAAGGGAAAAAAUGACAUUGUCAAAGUGUGAGGUUAUGGUAGUAACCCAAUUUUUCUCAUCCACCUGCAGAUGCUGAUAUUGCCUGUGUAUGACACAAGACUGACAAGUGGACCUAUCCAUAGACAGGUAAAGUCUACCCCUACAGCUUAAAAAUUAUGUCUAAGUCCUUAAUACAUUUUUAUUGUUUAUGUUAAGUAAUUUAUUACUUCUCAAUGCUCCAUUAGAUGAUCAAUGGCCUCUUGGAUGCUACAAUGCAGCCAAGUGUUUAUUUUUAUUUUAUAUUGUUUUUACUGUUGUUGGUUUGCUGAAGAAAGCUUCUCUUCGACAUGUUGUUGUUUUGUAGUGUCCUUUUUUUUCAUGUUUUCCCAUACUUAUUUUCGCUCAUUUCUUUUUACCUAACCUGAUUUCAGUCUCUCCUCUUAUUACGAUCAAUGCUCCAUAGUUAAAAAAUAAAUUAUUUUUUAUCUUUUAAACUGCCUUCCAUAACUAACAAAGAAUUGUUUGUAAUUUUACUUAUUUUUGUUAUCAAGGCCAUUAGCUUAUUAUUAUUAUUAUUAUUAUUAUUACAGUGGUCUUAUAUAGCGCUUGGCUUUGGGCUUGGCUCCCCGGGCUGCACGUAAAAAUAUUAGCAAACACAAUCAUGACAUUAAAAAAUUACAUACAUUUAUUUAAUUAAAAAAGAGCUGUAUAAAAACAAAAAAAUAUAUAUUCACCCCGCCAACCCCAGAACUAUUUACAUGUCACACCAUGGACGGCACCCAGCAGCAUUGUUUAUCGGUCACAGGAGGGUGGGAAUCAAUCCGAAUAGUAGACUAUUAACAUGAAGGGUUAAAUGUACUUAAGUUUAUUUAUUUUAUAGGUUUUAUCAAAUUACACAAAAGGGGGGGGGGGGUGUUAAUCCGCAAUACUGCUUAAAGCUAUAGAUUAUUUUUUUCAUCCUUUAAAAAUGUUAAUUCUCUCUUCCAUUCAAUUUUAAUUACACAAAAGGGGGGGGGGGGGUGUUAAUCCGCAAUACUGCUUAAAGCUAUAGAUUAUUUUUUUCAUCCUUUAAAAAUGUUAAUUCUCUCUUCCAUUCAAUUUCUUAUCUAUACAUAUUUUUAAAAAAAAUACAGACUUUCAUUUUCAAAACUAUUAUCUUUUUUUUUUAGGGUAACACUAAUAAAGGCUAACUUGGCAAUAAAAUGAAAUAAAUCAAUUUUUUAAUAACUAAGAAACCCUAUUGUUAAUCAGGUGCUAAUUUGGCUGCUGUGAACCCUAUCGUUAAUCUGGUGCUUAUUUGGCUGCUGUGAACCCUUUCCUUAAUCUGGUGCUCAUUUGGCUGCUGUGAACCCUUUCCUUAAUCUGGUGCUCAUUUGGCUGCUGUUAACCCUAUUGUUAAUCCUGUGCUCAUUUGGCUGCUAUUCUUAGACUUUGGUGGGUUUUUAAAAAAAUUAUUUUUUGUAUUAUUAUUUUUUUUUUACUCAGGGCUUACCUACUCCUUACCAAUAGCUGUCUUACUGGGCUGAUUCCACCAGGCUGUUUGCCUAUAGCAGAGAACAACCACAGACAAAAUUGAACCUUCUUCCUCUACCGUAUGGGACAGACAAUACUACAGUUCACCACGGAGUCACCUGAUAUUUUGCGCCAAAAAUUUGAAUGAUUAGGAUUACUUCAUUUAGUUUUUGAAUUUGUGAUUCCUGCUUAUUUUUUCUGUUUAUUUUGUCCGCAGGCCUACCAUUCAAUCGCUCGCUGUGUUGCUGCACUCACAGAGAUGAGCCCACUAGAAGCUUCCAACGUGGUCUCCCAGUUUGUUAGUGACAUCAAGAAUCCAAAGUCUACUGAGCACAUUGUUCUUUUCUCUUUGCUGGCUCUGGGAGAAAUUGGAAAAAAUAUGUGAGUGCCACUUGUACAGUGAUAUGAGCAUAAACAUUAUUUAGUUGGGUUUUUUUAAUUUUUUUUCAGAGUGGGUUGUUGUUGUUUAGUAGGCAACCAGCUUUGGAGUUAGCAUAGAGAAAAGAAUAGCUUAAGUUUACCCAUCCAGCAUGAUUGUGCGCUUAAUUUAUUAAUUAGGAUUGGAGGCUGGUUAAUAUACCUGUUGUAAUGAAUAGAUUAUUUCUUAAGAUGUGCAUAUUUUGAGAUUAGAUAAUUACAUUACAAAAAAUAAUUAUUGUAAUUCUUUUUAUUUAGGUACCUUUAUAAAAUGUGUCUCGUCCAUUGUAUUUUUUAAAAAUUCAACAUUUGUUUUUAUUACAUCCUCUGUUAUGUUCUUAAGAUCAUGUAUCAAAACCACAACAAUCAAACAUACUGUACAAGGCACACAAAAAUUUAUUAAAAAAACUAUUAAAAUUUGCUUAACUACAAAAUCACCAUAAUACAUGAUGAUAACUGAGAUUUACAAGACUGUUAGCAAUAUACUGAUAAAGCUUGUCUCAGGCAAAUGGUUUUACAUCACUCUAGGUAACAGAUCAUAACCGAAUGUUUCAAUGACCUUAUGAAGGGGUUUGACAUGUUUAUUUUGUCCCCAGUGACCUGAGUCCUCAUGGGGACAUCCAAAUUGUGAUCUUAGAAUGUUUCUCCUCACCCAAUGAGGAAGUCAAGUCAGCAGCUUCUUAUGCUCUAGGUAAUCUUUGAUUUAUCUAUUAGGAAACCUACCUGUCAUUUAUUUUUAGUUUUCACCCUUGAUAGAAAAAUGUGCCGCCCUGUAAAAACUUGAAUUUUGGCGCCCAUUGUCUUUGUAGAUGGCAUUUUAUUGUUUAAUUGACUAUAAAUUAGUAUAAAUGACCUAUCCAAAUACCAUUUUGGCAUGCCCAUAGCCAGUGCCCCCAUCCCCCUUUCGCAGGACCCAAAAUGUUAGCAUUAGCCCCCAACACAAUCUUUUCAUUUUAAUUUACUCAUUUUCAUCCAAAGGAACAUCAAUAUCACUUUCUGCAUCAAUAGAUUCUACUUCUACAGCAGUGUUUGAUUUUCAAAAUUCAGUAACAAAAAAAAAUUGUUUUUAAUCAAGGAUAGCUGUACAUACCCUUCAAAGUUCCUUUAAACCUUGAUUCCCUCAACCUAAAAUAGCCAUGCCAAACAAGCAAGCAUAAUUCAAAAUAUGAUCAUAAUCUUUUGUAUAAUUCACAUUAUCAUCAACAUGCUCUGGUUUUAGUUCUUUAGAUUAGCAAUUCUUGCCACAUCCGUUCACUGAAGAAUCAAGACUAAAACAUAACAAAAUGUUAAAGUUCAUGGACGUGACCAUUAAGUGGGAUUACAGGUUCAUAAGGUUUAAAGCUUGUGGUCACAUAACAUCAGACCAAUAUAUUUUGUUACAUUUUGGUUUCAUUUUCUUUAAAUUAAAUUUUCCAACCAGGUAAUGUCAGUGUUGGAAACCUACCAAAGUUCUUACCCUUUGUUUUACAAGAGAUUGAAAACCAGCCAAAGAGACAGUAUUUGUUGUUACACUCCCUGAAAGAGGUAAAUUAAACUCAACGUUUAAACAUUAUUCAUUGUAUGGUAAAUAAAUAUGAGUUGGCGUAAAUAUAUCUUGCACGAUGUUUAUAUUUUAAAUGAUAAACAUGUCUUAUUUUGUAUAAAGCUUGUCAUCGGCUUGCAUUUAAGCUCUUUAGAAGUUACUGUUGCUUCAACAUGUCAGAAAUCAUAUUAAAAGUACCAUGUUACUUGGUAAGCCAAGUAAAGAAGAUACAACGUUAAGAUAUUUUAAUGGGUCGAAGACAGAUACACAUCAACACAUGUUCUUAUUCAGGGUUGAUUUUUUUUAUUUCAUUAGGCAACAUAAAUCCCUCUGUGGUCUUUAGGAUAUACUAAAACUUGGUGGUGUGCAGGCAGCAAGAUUGCAAUCAAUGUUAGUACCAGUCUCUUGUUCUUAAGUCAUGAAGUAAUCAGAUAAAUAGAUAAACUAUUACCUUAUUUUUUUUCAUUUCAUAGAUUAUCAAUUGUGAGUCCAGUUCACAGACUGGGUUGGAAAUAUUGAAGUCCUAUGUCAAGACAAUCUGGUAAGUCUAUUUCAUUUCAUUAUUUAAUGAUUCAUCAAAACAAAUAAUGGUCAUUCCAAACAUCUCUUCUCAUGCCUGUGUGGUGGUAAUAGAAGCAAGUACACAGUAGUUUGUGACUCAAAUACCUUAGACUGAGCUAAUGCCUUCAAAAUUUUUUAACAUAAAAAUUGAUAAUGGGUGUUGAUGUUGUUAUUAAUAUCUCUGCCCAUGGCCUCCAUCCUACCUGCUUGGCUUACUCCAUACCCAUAUAUUUAAUCUGAAAAUUAUAUAAAUAACUUGCUUCAAUUUUAAUUAUUUUUAACAAUGAACAAAAAAAAUAAGCAUCUUUUAAAGAAUUUUUUUUCAAUUAUUAGGAAGUAACAUACUUUUGACUGCAGAUUUUAGCUAUUUUUUAAAAAUGUAUAAGGAGUUGUCACUGAAUAAUUUCUCUUGACGGCAGGUUAGAAAUAGUUUGUGAUGAAAUUUUAAAAAACUACUUCUUUCAGGACAAUGCUGUUCCAUAACUGUGAAUGUCCAGAGGAGGGAACUCGUAAUGUAGUUUCUGAGUGUAUGGGAAAGCUGACUCUGGUUGACCCAAACAACCUGAUUGGUAGCUUACAACAGCAUCUCAACGAUGCCUCACCACUUGCUCGCAGCACAGUCGUCACAGCUAUUAAGUUUACUAUAUCGGACCAGGUAAGCAUCAACUUACUGAAUUACUAAUUCUCACCAACGUAGGUUUGACAUACCGGUAUUAAGUUUAUUCAAACACAUCUAAUGAGUUGUGGCAUAGUGUUUUAAGCAUAAAAAUCAGGUUAGGGUUUAGAACGUAAGAUGUUCAUGAAUCAUAACCAUGUCCUCAAUUACUUGUUUAAAAUUGAACAUAAGAACAUAGAUUUCUUUUUUUUUUUAAAUUUAAAUUGUAAUUGUUCUUCAUUGAUAAAUUGUAUCUGUACUGUAAAUUAGUUUUUAAAAUUUGAUUAAGUUUAUUCUUUUUAAAUUGCCUCUUCAUGUCAGCAAAAGUCUAAAAAUUUGUACUUAGAACAUUAAAAUAACACCAGAUGAUUAAUAAAUGCAUAUUAAAUUUAACACUUCUUCAAUUAAUAUUAGAAUUUUUAUUGCAUUUUUCUCUAUGUAUAUAUGAUAAACAUUUCUGGCUACAGUAAAAAAAAAAUAAUUUAUUUUUUUUGUCAAGUUUAGAACAUAUUUUUAAGCUGUUUCAUGAAAACUUUCAAUAAACAAUUUACAGCCUCAACCUAUUGAUCCCUUACUAAAAAUGUGUAUUGGAGAUUUUUUGCGCACACUACAAGAUGAAGAUUUAACAGUGCGUCGGGUCGCACUGGUGACAUUCAACUCAGCUGCACACAAUAAGCCAUCGCUAAUAAGAGAUUUGCUCGAGACAGUUCUACCGCACUUGUACAACGAAACUAAAGUCAGAGUGAGUGACUUAACAAUUAUAAUGUUAAAUAAAAAAAAUUUAAAGGAUCAAAUGAAGGCAUGUGUACUUUUACUGCACAAACAAUUAUUUUUUUUCUCCACAGUAUUUAACAAAAAACAAAUGUUCACAACUUUAAGCUGAAGUAAAAAUUGUUUUGCUAGAUCCCAGACUGAAAAAACUAUGAGGAAUGAAAUUUAAUUUGAGUAUAUACUAUAAAUUUUUAACCUAUGUAGGUUUUUAUAAAAUAUAGGGCACCCAUAAAAAUUGCUGGCAUUGAUAAAAAAAAAAUUCGGUUUGACAUCACGAUAAAAUUAUGAAGUUUCAUUGCUGAUUAACCAUCAAUUUUAUUUCCACAAUAGUUCACUCCUUGCUAAAUAAUAAUUUUUAACAUAGGAAACCCACGAUUUUAUGUUUAAACUAAUACGACGCAAAAAAUUUUUUAAAAGAGUUACUGGGUUGAUAUUUUUUGUUGUGAAAGCUACUGUGCACAGUAAUAAAGAAUAUAAAUGAGUAGGAUAUAUAGAAUAUAAGUGAUUAUGAUAUAUUGAAUAUAAGUGAUUAGGAUAUAUAUAUAGAAUAUAAGUGAUUAGCAUAAAUUAGCAUAGACCAAAAAUAGUUUGUUCCAUCCUGAAUAUAGGAUGAAUUUCUAAUCAAGUGAUGGUGUUCUUCUAGGAUAGGUGAUAACUUUCCCACUGAGCAAUACUCAAUAUUAUCUCACCUGUACCGUUAAGUAAUCUGAAUAUUUAAGACAAAUCUGUAAAAAUUUGAAGCCUAAUUUAUUGUAGAAAUGAUAUACAAAUUAAUACUAAUCAGAUGAAAAAUGAAUUUUUCAGUUUAACACUAUAUGAGUUGUUGCUUAGAUUCAUUUGUGAUUUUGUUAAAUGAAUGAAUUCUCACAGAAAGAACUGAUCCGUGAGGUUGAGAUGGGGCCUUUCAAGCACACACUAGAUGAUGGCUUGGACAUCAGAAAGGUAAGUUGGCCUACACUUAGCAAUGGGCUUUUUUUUAACCCUCUACUCCCAAAGAAAAUGAAUAUCUUUUUUUUAAAAUGUUUUAAUAUUUUUUAACAAAUUGGGGUAGUUGUAGAAUAUAAUGAUUUUGAUUAUAGUAAAUGAUUUAAAAUAUGUUGGGUCUCAUUUAGAAUUAUUUUAAAUUAUAACAACUUUUCUUAUAAAAUUUAUUUCAGUAAAUAAGUAAUUAUGGAGUAAAAGUUUUUUAAUAAAUUAUUAUUAUUUAUUUAAAUAAAUUGAAAAGAGCACAAAAAUAAAAGUUAACACAGUGAGUUCUUCAGUAUUGACAAAAAACUGAAUAAUGAACCUCAGUGACUAUUCCAUUCUCCAUUACCAGGCUGCCUUUGAAUGUAUGUACACACUCCUCGAUUCAUGUCUUGACCGUCUUGACAUAUUUGAGUUCCUUAAUCAUGUUGAAGAUGGACUUAAAGACCAUUAUGACAUCAAGAUGUUAACCUACUUAAUGCUUGUCAGACUUUCCCAUCUCUGUCCAUCAGCUGUGCUUCAACGUAAGUCUCAUUGACUGAACACUCCAAUCAUGUUCAUAUAAUAAACUGCCUAAUAGUUUUUGCAUUACACAAAUCAGUUAAAAUACAAUCAAAAUAUUUGUCAGAUUUUUUAAAAUAUCCAACAAACUUUAAGAAUUAUACUGCAGGAGUAAAUCUUGGUAAUUAGUUGGGUAUAUUUUAUCUUUUCAACCUAGGCUUAGAUCGGCUUGUUGAGCCAAUCAGGGCUACCUGCACCACCAAAGUUAAGGCUCAUUCAGUCAAACAAGAGUAUGAAAAACAAGAAGAGCUGAAGAGGUCUGCCCUAAGAGCUGUGGUGGCCUUGCUUAAUAUUCCUGAUGCAGGUUUGUGAAACAUUUAUUUGUUAUAUAUAUUUUGUUUUUAUAUUAAAAAAUUGUGGAAGUGGACUGCUGUAUUGCAAAAAAGGAAUAGUUAAACAUUUAAACAUUGUGUUAACAAGGCAAAGUGAAGAUUUUAACCCAAAGAAUUAAUUAAUUAACCAGCAGCAGUGAAGCCAAAAAUAUAAACAAGUAAAAUAAAGUUACUUGGCAGGAUCAGAUAAAUCAAUCAUUAUUUUAAAGUUGAGAGGCACAAUUAAUUAUUUUUUAAUUUGUUUCUUUAUCAAGAUCUGCCUCAUUUUUAUAUGUUUUUAAUAGCUCUACCUUAAUUUUCUGCUAAUGAAAAUAAUGACACCAAUAAGUAAAGCUGUUAGAUAAAGUGUAACUUUAAAAAAAAAAAAAAUUAUAACAUUUCCAUGUAUUGUAAACCCAUUUGGUGUCUAUUUUAAAAGUUCUGUUUUGAUUGUUCAGACAAGAGCCCCCAGAUGAAUGACUUUAUGAGUCACAUCAAGGCCACCCCAGAGCUGGCCACAAUGUAUGAGACCAUCCAGAAAGAUGCCAUGUCCACUGGACAGGAAAUAAUGGCCAUGGACACUAGUUAAAAUAUGUUUUCAAUAUAAUAAGGCAUUAUUAUAAAGAUGGCAAUGUGUGCAUUUGAGGAUAUGUCUUGGUAUAGUUAAUCCUAAUUCCUUUAAUGCUGUUAAUUAUUUUUGUUUUGUUUUUUGUGUUAAAGAAUGAAAUGAAAACAACAUGGACAUUUAUUGUUCAUUUCUAUUCAUCUAUCUAAAUAUAUAUAUAUUUAUAUAUAUAUGACCCAGAAAUUCCUCUCUUUCUUUAUGGAUGACAACUAGGCACUGUUUAAAAAUUUAACUUCAUCUUUCAUUGUGUGCUUAUGCUAUAAUAAUUUCCUCCAACCCCUCCCUCACCUUUGAUGGAUGUAUUAUUUAUAUACAGACUAAGUUUGCAAAACUUUUUUUAUUUUCUAAUAAAACUUAAGAUUAAGGAAAAUUAAUGAAAUAGUUGUUUUAAGAAUAAUGUGUGGCAAGCAUUUUGAAUGAUAGUCUGGUUUGGUCUGGGUUUAAAACUUGUUCAAAGUUGUUGAAGCAUCAGUUGAUGUGCAUUUUCUACAUUUUGUCCGAGUUUUAAAAAAAUUAAAUAACAAUCAUUCACAAAUGACAUUUCAUAGUUCGAUUAAUCUAUCGAGAAAUUGGAUGUUGUUCUUAUUUGAUUUGACGUGUCUGGAACUAUGAAAGAUUUAGUUACUAGCUGAUUUAUUUGAAAUGGAACUGAAUUUUGAAAAAUAUUUAUUUUGAUAUUCAAUGAAAUAUUUAUAUUCAAUUUUAAAAAUAAAACAUUAAUUAAAAUACACAAAAUAAUUUUUUUAACAAUUAAAUUUUCACGCCCAACUUAAUGAAAAGAGAAUCCCCCAACAUAUAUGUUGUUCAAAGCUGUGAGCUACUGUAUUUUGACAUAGUACUUGCAAUGUCUCAGGUUUGAAUGAAUAUGUGUAAGCCACAAUGGAACUCCUUUUUUUUUUAACCCAAAAAUGUCCCUGUCUGAGAUUAUUAUUUUUUUUUGGUGUUUGUGGCCGGCUGGAAUGCCAUACUAAAAUGACUUCACCUAACUACAUUAGGUAAAUUUGUGAGCAGAGAUGUAAUUUUUGUGGUACCAUGUAUCAUUGUGUUUAUUCUAGCCAUAUCUUCAAGCAUAUAGUUUUGAUUCAUGAGCACAGUAGUAAUACAAAUCAUGCUGCUUGUCUAAUCUCAUCAAUUGAUUUUCUGAUUACUUUGGUUCAGCAAUUGAAUUUUUUCUAGUGUGUAACUAAUUUUAAACUGAAUUUUUUUUUCUUUUGGAUAAAGAAAUUGCCGAUUGGUAAAAAAAAUUAUUCAUUUCUAUACUAAAUACUAAGGAUAAUGUUGAGGAGAUAGUGUGAAAAGGAAAUAUUAAGAGCAAGAUAUGGAGAAAGCUUCAAAUGUAGAACAGAAUAACUUGACAGGUGUACCAGCAGAAAGCCUAAUUCAAAAAUAAAAAAGUAACAAGGAGAAAAAUUAGUUUAACACUAACAGAAAUUGGCCAAAAAAUAAAAUAUAACCAGGAAGUAAACAAAAUCAAGGUUCAUUAUUGGAAAGGAGAAUGUGGAAAUAAGAAGUUACCUAGAUGUACAUAGAAAAUUGAAAUGAUGCAUUUUAUUGAUGACUUAUGGUGAUCUUGUACCUAAACUAAGUGUCAAGACUAUCCACACCAAGGCAAAUAUUGUGCCCUUCUGACCACUCUGAGACCUGACCACCUGUCCAGUAUUGAACUCCUUAACCUUUACAGAAUGUGAUUGUUGAAGGAUUGUUUUUAAAGAUUUGUUUUUGACAAAUGUGUGUAGCAUUGAAUUGAGUUUCAAACUUUAUGAACAGAGAAAGUGUUGACUAGUUUUUUUUUACAUUUUAUUUUUUAAUAUUUAAUGUCCAUUUUUGUGGCAAAAAAAAAAAAUUUGUGUGUGUUGGAGGGAUUGAUUGAUUUUUUUUUUGGACAUAAAAAUGUUUUAAAAGGCAGACCAGAAGAGUCACAGGCAUCUCAGAUUAUUGUUUGUUUUUAAAACAGACUUUGUUGUGAGAUAGUUUCUUUUGUUAAUACAGUCAUCACAUAAAAUCUGAAAUAUUAUUUUUUGAACAUUGAAAUAAACUUAAUGUUGAAAGAGAUUGUUUUUUUUUUAUUAGAUAGAUGUUUUUUUUUUGUUUUUUUUUUAUUAGAUAGAACAUUAAAUCCAAUUCAUCUCUUGAAAGCAGGAAGUGAUGCAAUCAU